CUUCCGGGCGCCUAUGAACGUCACAUCCGGGAAGCGGUGUCACCGGGCUGUGUGUAUAACAGAGGGUCUGUACAGCGGAGUGACGUCUUGUGUGGCUCGUAGAGCAGCAGAUCCUUUGCCCAUCACGAUGGGUGAGCCCCAGCAAGUGAGCGCUUUGCCCCUUCCACCCUUGCAGUACAUCAAGGAAUACUCAGAUGAAAAUGUCCGUAAAGGAUUAGUCCCUAAACCUCCUCCUCCAGUGAAGGACAGCUAUAUGAUGUUUGGCAACCAGUUCCAGUGCGACGACCUGAUCAUACGACCCCUGGAGAGUCAGGGUAUUGAACGGCUCCAUCCUCAGCAGUUUGACCACAAGAAGGAGCUGAGAAAACUCAACAUGUCCAUCCUGAUCAACUUUCUAGAUCUGCUGGAUAUUCUUAUCCGGAGCCCUGGAAGUAUAAAGCGUGAGGAGAAGCUGGAAGACCUGAAGCUGCUGUUUGUUCACAUGCAUCACCUUAUCAAUGAGUACCGGCCCCACCAAGCCCGCGAGACCCUGCGAGUCAUGAUGGAAGUGCAGAAGAGACAACGUCUGGAGACGGCUGAGAGGUUUCAGAAACACUUGGAGCGGGUGGCGGAGAUGAUACAGAACUGUCUGGCCUCGUUGCCGGAUGACCUGCCUUUACCUGAUACUGGAGUCACCAUUAAGACUGAACCUAUGGAGAUGCAGGAACCCAGUAUAGACCAACAGGAUGUUCCCCCGGAGGCGUCGGCCUCUGUUAAAGAGACAGUAGAUAAAGAUGCCGCCAUGUGUGUUAUCAUUGAUGAGAUGACAUAAAGUGCAUUUAUAGGACUACCUCUGGGAACUUGCUGAGGUUUCUUGGGCCCAGACUGUAUAUAGUUUCUCGUGACCCACUCUUAGCUCCAUUGUUCACCUUGGACAUGUUGAUGGGUGUUUUUUAUAAAGAAAAACUGCAGCAGUUCAUUGCGCUGGGCUAAUGUUAUUGUCUCAGGAAUUUAUUAUUUUUUGCGCAUAGAAAUGUUCCAUAGUAGUCGGCGUUACAUAGUUCUACAUGUCAUGUUACAGCAGGUUUAUCCACCCAGUGGGUGGUCUUCAUAAUGUUUUUUUUCUUUUCUUUCAUGUGCAUAAGUAAAUAUUGAAGUUUAUAAGUCGUGAGUUUAUGUAUUUUAUUCUGGGUUGUUUUGGGCAUGUUUUGUAUUCGUCAAUGGGUUCAUGAACUGCAUCAUUAGACAGGCAGACAUGUCAGAAAUUUUGAUUGCUCAGGGCAGCGUUUCCCAACCAGGGUGCCUCCAGCUGUUGCAAAACUACAAUCCCCAGCAUGCGCGGACAGCCGAAGGCUGUAGUUUUGCAACAGCUGGAGGCACCCUGGUUGGGAAACACUGGCUCAGGGUCUUAGUGUUCAGGCCCAUGACCGAUCUCUAGAUAUUGGCGGGAGAACCUCUAGAUAGAUCUAUGGAGAUUGCAGGCAGCCGAUGUCCUACUGCAUAUUUCUCCCGGCUAUAUCUGGAGAACAGUUGGAGUCUGACUUGUCAAAGAUUUUCUUAAUGACAGGGACCCUGUCAUUUAAAGGGUAUUGUUAUCUUAUAAUGCUAGGACAG
Messenger RNA from Hyla sarda, 1593 nucleotides. RefSeq names its product mediator complex subunit 7 (gene MED7). Gene Ontology annotation, biological process: regulation of transcription by RNA polymerase II. Gene Ontology annotation, molecular function: transcription coregulator activity. Gene Ontology annotation, cellular component: mediator complex. The record is from RefSeq and is a predicted model, not a curated record. Bases 14 to 811 code for a protein of 265 amino acids. The transcript is spliced from 2 exons. NCBI's taxonomy places the organism in Eukaryota, Metazoa, Chordata, Amphibia, Anura, Hylidae.